GUGGCCAUUACACGUUGAUUUUUCUCGACUAAUCACAAAGACAUUGGCACCCUUUAUCUUGUAUUUGGUGCCUGAGCCGGUAUAGUAGGAACAGCCCUCAGCCUGCUAAUUCGAGCUGAGCUAAGCCAACCAGGGGCUCUACUAGGCGACGACCAGAUCUAUAAUGUAAUUGUUACAGCACACGCUUUUGUAAUAAUCUUUUUUAUAGUAAUACCAAUUAUGAUUGGUGGCUUUGGAAACUGACUUAUCCCACUUAUAAUUGGUGCCCCAGACAUAGCAUUCCCUCGAAUGAAUAAUAUAAGCUUCUGACUUCUUCCCCCAUCUUUCCUGCUCCUUCUUGCCUCUUCUGGGGUAGAAGCUGGUGCCGGUACUGGCUGAACGGUCUACCCGCCCUUAGCCGGAAACCUAGCCCAUGCAGGUGCAUCCGUAGACUUAACCAUCUUCUCAUUACAUUUAGCAGGAAUCUCAUCAAUUCUAGGUGCAAUUAACUUUAUUACAACCAUCAUUAACAUGAAACCCCCUGCCAUCUCUCAAUACCAAACACCUUUAUUUGUGUGAGCGGUCUUAAUCACAGCAGUACUUCUGCUCCUCUCUCUUCCUGUUCUUGCCGCCGGCAUUACAAUGUUACUUACAGAUCGUAACCUUAACACCACUUUCUUCGACCCUGCCGGAGGAGGAGACCCGAUUCUUUACCAACACUUAUUCUGAUUCUUCGGCCACCCAGAAGUCUACAUUUUAAUUCUCCCUGGCUUCGGAAUGAUUUCCCAUAUCGUUGCAUACUACUCUGGGAAAAAAGAACCUUUCGGCUAUAUAGGAAUGGUUUGAGCCAUGAUGGCAAUCGGCCUUCUAGGUUUCAUCGUAUGGGCCCACCACAUAUUUACAGUUGGAAUAGACGUAGAUACACGCGCUUACUUUACAUCAGCCACUAUGAUCAUCGCAAUCCCCACUGGCGUCAAAGUCUUCAGCUGAUUAGCCACACUCCACGGAGGAUCCAUUAAAUGAGAAACCCCCCUUCUAUGAGCACUUGGCUUUAUUUUCCUCUUUACAGUAGGAGGUUUAACAGGAAUUGUCCUAGCUAAUUCUUCACUUGAUAUUGUCCUACACGACACAUACUACGUAGUCGCCCACUUCCACUAUGUACUCUCAAUAGGAGCCGUAUUCGCCAUCGUAGCUGCCUUCGUACACUGAUUCCCGCUAUUCACAGGCUACACCCUCCACAGCACUUGAACAAAAAUCCACUUUGGCAUUAUGUUCGUAGGUGUAAACCUUACCUUCUUCCCACAACACUUCCUAGGGCUGGCCGGAAUGCCUCGUCGAUACUCAGACUACCCAGACGCCUACACCCUGUGAAAUACCAUCUCUUCUAUCGGCUCUAUAAUUUCACUCGUAGCCGUAAUUAUAUUCCUUUUUAUCAUUUGAGAAGCAUUUGCUUCUAAACGUGAAGUCCUUGCAGUAGAACUGACCACAACCAACGUAGAAUGACUCCACGGCUGCCCUCCCCCAUAUCACACAUUCGAGGAGCCCGCAUUUGUUCAAAUUCGACCACACUAA
Molecule: messenger RNA, 1551 nt
Organism: Epinephelus moara (kelp grouper)
Lineage: Eukaryota; Metazoa; Chordata; Actinopteri; Perciformes; Serranidae
Source: the annotation of a RefSeq genome assembly